CGCCUCCCGCCCCCCACAACACCCCGCCCGCAGCCGCCGCCGCCCUAUAUGUGGCCCGACGCAGCCGCCGGGCCAUGGAGCACGCCUGCCGUCCCCCACCAUGGAGCUGGCCGAGCGGUUCCUGCUGGACGCGCUCGCCUACCUGGAAUGCGCCCUGGGCUUCGUGUGCUAUGUGCUGCUGACGCUGCGGGGCUCGCCUUACGGGCGCUACGCGUCGCCCGGCUCCGCCUUCGGGCUGCCGGCGCGGGCCGCCUGGGCGGUGCAGGAGCUGCCCUCGCUGGCCCUGCCGCUCCUCGCGUGCGCGGGCGCGGGCGCGCCGGCCGAGCGCCUCAACCGCUGGCCCAACUGCAUCCUCCUGGCCAUGUUCCUGGUCCACUAUGCGCAACGGACCUUGGUUUUCCCCUUUCUGAUCCGAGGAGGGAAGCCCAUGCCGCUGUACGCCUUCCUGUUGGCGUUCGUCUUCUGCACCUAUAACGGCUACCUGCAGAGCAGGUAUCUGAGUCAGUACGCAGUGUACGCGGACGACUGGCUCAGAGACCCCCGGUUUCUAACAGGUUCCGCCUUAUGGUUGACAGGCAUGCUAAUUAACAUCCAUUCAGAUCAUGUCCUAAGGAACCUCAGGAAACCAGGGGAGACUGGCUAUAAAAUACCAAGAGGGGGCUUGUUUGAAUACAUAUCUGCGGCCAACUACUUUGGAGAAGUCGUGGAGUGGUGUGGCUACGCCCUCGCCAGCUGGUCCAUUCAGGGCUGGGCUUUCGCUGUGUUCACCUUCUGUGUCCUGUUCACCAGGGCUCAGCAACAUCACAAGUGGUACCAUGAGAAAUUUGAAGAUUAUCCAAAAUUCAGAAAAAUCAUGAUUCCGUUUUUGGUUUAAGUUUGUCGUCAGUGGAAUUAUCUUUGACUUGAAGCUUUUUGAUGAAGUUUCUCUUGGGACCGUGUCAAUGAACUGAUUGAUGUCUUUGAAAUUUUUCUGGUACUUCGUCUUUUUUAAGAUUUGCUCUAGGAUUUUUUUCCCUUAGCAAAUGUGUACGCUGCCUAAUAACAAGUCUAAUCAAACUGAAAUCACAAAUUGAAGUAUGACGCUGCCCACUAACCAGAUCAGGAAUCUGAACACCUCUGAUUUGUGGUCUGCUUCCAUGGAGUGGGGCUUGGUGGCUCAAAUGGGAAAGAAUCCGCCUGCAUUGCGGGAGACCUGGGUUCGGUGCCUGGGUUGGGAACAUCCCCUGGCCAAGGGCAUGGCAACCUACUCCAGUAUUCUUGCCUGGAGAAUCCCAUGGACAGAGGAGCCUGGCGGGCUACAGUCCAUGGGGUCGCAGAGAGUGGGACACAACUGAGCAACUAACACUUUUUUCACUUUCACUUUCCAUGAACUGAAACAUUUCUGUAUCCCUUACACAACCUCGACAGCAUGAGUUUAAGGUCAAAGGUGACAUCCCCCUCCCCCCUCAAGCCAGAGGCAUCUUCUGUCUUCAUGUCCCUCCUCCCGCCAGGUCAGACAGUUCUGGGUACCCACGGUGUACCCACAACUUCUCACAACUGGGUGCUGGGUGGGCAGAGGAGUUGGGCCUGGAGAAAGGCCUAGUGGAGGCUGGUACCAAAGGCUUCUGGCACCCGCUCCGGCCUGGUCCACCAGGUGACCUCACUGGAGGCAGCGCGCCAGGGGCAUUCUUCAGGAGCAGGGUACUGUAUCCCCCACAGGAGGACUUCCUGGUGGCCCUCGGCUGGGGACAUGAAGGUGCCCAGGGCAGCCCUCCCAUCGGGUCCCUCACCAGGAGCUGCUGGCCUGGGAUGGCUUUCCUUCCUCCUUUGAGGUAGAAUUGGAAUUUUUUCAGGCACUUUUUUUUUUCUUUUAAAGUACUUCUCAAGAUUGCACAUCUGCAACUUGAAGCAGAAUUUCUUUUUUUCGAUGCUCCUAACUCUACGGAGAUCAAUAAUAAUAACAUUUGCUAGGUGUUGCCGGAUGUGUCAAAGGAGCCUCCCCUUUUGGAAGGCUGCUGAGUCUCUGCUGUGAAGAUGUAGUGAACACCCAGAGAAGACCCCCUCCUCUCCUCCAUUGCUGCUGAAUUUGCAGAGCUGGGAACUGGAACGGGUGUGUGGAGAGAGUUCGUGUUCGCUUACAGUCGCUGACCGUGCUGAGUGACGGGACUCCAGGACUCACCACGUUGUGUCUUAGGCAUUCUUCAGCUGCCCUCCAGGCAGGGAGCACGCCCUCUGGCCCCUGCCCUCCGGACCCCUGGGCACCCCAUCGGAUCAGCCCCCCUCUCCCCUUCUUCUGGUUCACCUUCCCAACCAGGGGCUCCCUCCCCAUGAGUUUUCAUGUAGAAACUGUAUUCUCGGUGUUAGUGGUUUGCUGCAGUCUCUUAGGGGUUUUCAAAAAGCUUUUCCUGAUGUGGUUGUCCUUCAUUUUAACUAAAACUGGAAAGCUUUUGCAGGGAACUUUAAUGAUCAAAUAAACUCUGUGCUUCAUUUUACCUAAAAAACUGGAAGGCUCUUGCAGGGAAACUUUAUGAUCAAAUAAACUUUGGACCUUUUUCUGACUGAAUAACUACUUGAAACCAUAAAACUGUAAAUAUUUAGAAUGUCUUCUGGAAAACUCAGAAAUCUGAGCAAGCCUUAGCUGAUUUGGGCCCUGGGUUCUGGAAGGCAUACCUGGCCAGAAAGAGGCUUGUCAGAGAGGCCCACUGGGAGUUCUGCGUCUGUCGGUGCUGCUUUUUUGAGUGGCCAGAAUUUGGGGUUCAGUGGUGGUUUGACGCACGGUUCCUGCUUCACUGGCACGCACCGGCUCUGUGAUUGACACAGGAAGAGAUCUCGGUCUGCCUGUCUGCCUGUCUUCCAUUUACUAGACUCUGUAAUGUAGCAAGCUAUGACAGUUCGUUAUUGUGUUCAUUACAAAAAUAAAGAUUAAUAAAAUUACC
Molecule: messenger RNA, 2915 nt
Organism: Dama dama (fallow deer)
Lineage: Eukaryota; Metazoa; Chordata; Mammalia; Artiodactyla; Cervidae
Gene: SRD5A1
Product: steroid 5 alpha-reductase 1
Exons: 5
Coding region: 101-874 (257 amino acids)
Biological process (GO): steroid biosynthetic process
Cellular component (GO): membrane
Molecular function (GO): 3-oxo-5-alpha-steroid 4-dehydrogenase activity
Source: RefSeq, a predicted model, not a curated record